This is a messenger RNA of Rhizopus microsporus ATCC 52813, 2006 nucleotides long. RefSeq lists its product as uncharacterized. NCBI's taxonomy places the organism in Eukaryota, Fungi, Mucoromycota, Mucoromycetes, Mucorales, Rhizopodaceae. The transcript is spliced from 5 exons. Gene Ontology annotation, biological process: negative regulation of silent mating-type cassette heterochromatin formation; negative regulation of rDNA heterochromatin formation. The coding region runs from base 127 to 1575 and encodes 482 amino acids. Gene Ontology annotation, cellular component: Rpd3L-Expanded complex; Rpd3L complex. The record is from RefSeq and is a predicted model, not a curated record.
AAGCGCACCUAUUUUUAAAUUGCAGACUUUAUUACCUUUUUUUCUUUUUCCCUGUUCUGUUUGUGACAAGAAUGAGUAAGCUUACCUUUUUGCUUGUAUAUCUUUUUUCUUUUCCCUUAUAUCUUCAUGUUAGCGACCUUUUCUUCGAGGACAAGAGCUGCAAGUAACAGUACAAGAAGAAAGCAACAACAACAAAAGGCACCGGAACCUGUCAUUGUCUCGGAAGAAGAGGAAGAAGAGGAAGAGGAAGAAAGUGCUGAAGAUGAGUCUGUCACUCGUUGUGUCUGUGGCAAACAGCAUAGCAUCGGUCUAAUGGUGUGCUGUGAUGAUUGUGAAGUCUGGCAGCAUUGUGAAUGUAUGGGAUUAGAAGAAGAAGACAUCCCUGACCAGUACUUUUGUGAACAGUGUCGGCCUGAGGAUCAUAUUCAGAUAAAAGGUUAUGACAAUAAAACACGUAGAUAUUAUAAGCCUUCAAAGACGGUUAAAAAAAGAAAUACAAAUAGUAGGGAUAACAAUAAUAAUACCUCGACUUCAAUGGAUGAUGGUAGGACGAAUGGUAGUGGUAGUAUCAGCAGCAGCAGCAGCAGCAGCAGUAGUAGUAGUAGUAGUAGUAGUAGUAGCUGUAGCAAUAAUAAAGGUGCUAUGGAGUCAAGUAACACAGAGAUAACCAUCUCGGAUUCACCUACAGACGAAACAAUUGAAGGUAAAUCCAAUCGACCUAAAAGAAAAAGCACAAAGAGUGAAAAAAAAUCUCGUCCGUCCGGAAGUACAAAUGGCCGAAAGUGGAACAGCCAUUCCUUUCGUCGAUCCAACAAGGCACCAAGGUCACGAACAUCAACCCCACAACCAGAAGCACAGACAACACCGACAAGUACGAGCAGCAUCCUGUUUGAACAUUUAUCACCCUCUGCUCGAGAAACGUCGCCUCCAGCCAAGGUCCGCAUACCUUCAGCUCGUAUGACCAUCUCGGAAAUGAAUAAAAGGGCGAAUCAGAUACUGGAAUAUAUCUGUUCACUACAAGUAGAAAUGGCAACAAGUAAAAAAAGAAAAGAAAAGAAGCUGCUGCAAGAAGAACAUGAAGAAGAAGAGGACGAAGAAGACGAGAUAUGCAAAAGACGGAAAUUAAUUGAUGCUCAAAUAAGUGAAACAAUGACAAAAGCAAUGGUUCAGCUGGAACAAGAAGAGAAAUUUAAUGCAGUCGCAGUAACAAGCAUACGAGAGAAUAACAGAAAACCAACGCCUAUUCUUAUACCUCCCAAAGCAGAUCAUACAUCGUCACCUUCUUCUUCUCUAAGUAGUGCAAGUACGAUACCUUUAGAAGAAGAAGAAGAGGAUCGAUUUAUAGACACAGAAAAAUCUGUGGCUGAAGAAGCUUUAGAAAAGAUAAACAAACCCAAGGAACAGACAUCGACAGAGAUCAUGGAUACCUUAACAAGGCAGGUCAUCAUCUUUCAAAGGCGUUUUGGUCAAUUUUCCUUUGGGAAUGCAAUGACGGAUGAUCCUGAAAGUAUUGAAUAUGAAGGACCACCUAUCACGAGAAGCAGGGAAUUCUACCAAGGCCGAAGUACUUGGUAAUAGCAUUGUCCUUUUUUUUUCUUUCUUUCUGUAAAUAAAGUUACCCCCUUCCCUAUCUCUUUCUUUUGUUUCUUUCUUUAAAUAUGCAAAACAAUAACAAUAAAGAGUUGUACUUUUCAACAAAGCAAGAUUGUCAUUUUAAAACUGCAAAGGCAUUUGAGGAAUGGAGUCAUGUUUUACGACAAACCAUUCGAAUGUCAACUUGCUAUGAUGAAUUAGAGACAACAACAAAAUCAUUUACAUCUGUUGAUAUACUAGCAAAGACUACAAGAAAUCAUUUAGAAAGAACAGAAAAGGCAUUAAAGCUACUAUCAGACAAACAGCCUGAUCUUUUAUUCAUUAGUCAAGAACUUGAUGACAUUGAUAAUCUUUUAAAUGUAGAACAAAUUAUCAAAGGACAAACAACAAUAUAAGUUUAUUGUUAUUACCAU